AUGAAUGAAGCAUGGGAGCAGGCCUAUCCUAAUUCUCAAAUUGUUUUGACUACUCCUAUAUCAUCUGAUCAUUGGGGUUUGUAUGUAAAUUUUCCAAUGAAGGUUGCAGAUGGUCCUAAGCCAUUUAGAUUUCUGGCAGUAUGGAAUAAGGAAAAUGCAGUAAAGAAUCUUAUUGUUGAAGUCAUUGCUUGUAGGAAGACUCUUGUUGAUACUCAACUAAUUCUGAAUGAUGAUCUUUUCAAUGAGGAGAUUAUUAAGCAAGAAAAGGAAGGGAAGAUGAAUCAAGAGGCUGCUAUAUCAAAGGAGACCUUAUUACUGAAUCAGAAAUCUAGAAUUCGAUGGCCUGCAACAUGUUCUCCAGAGGCAAAAUAUAUUAGACACAGGCUGAAUCCAGAGGAGAUGGAGAGGUUAGAGGCGGUUAUAUCUAGGGAGGAAGUUAAAACCACAGUCUUUGCGAUGGGUCCUGAUAGAGCUCCUGGUCCUGAUGGAUUUUCUUCAAGAUUUUUUCAACAGUACUGGAGCAUUGUUGGAGAGGAGUUUAUUAAUGCAGUUUUGCAUUUUUUCAAUCAUCCAAAGAUGGGAAGAGUGGGAGCCAAUAUGGCUUCAAUGCUUAAUUUGAAAAAAUUAUUGGCUCAAUUUGAAAGUUCUUUAGGUCUUGCAGUUAGCAAGGAGAAAUCUGAGGUCUUUCUUACUAAUUCAGUAAAGAGGAGGGCUGGUAUCAUAAGAACUCUUGGUUGUAAGGUUGGUAAACUUCCAUUUACUUACCUUGGGCUUCCUAUUUCUGAUAAGAUGGUUCAAAGUAGGGACUAUAAUAAAUUGGUUGAGAAGGUUAUUUCUCUUACAACUAGAUGGAAUGGUCUUCAUCUCUCAAUGGCUGGUAGAAUGGAAUUGUGCCGAGCUGUAAUUCUUCCAUUGGUGCAGUAUUGGACAUCGGUCUACUCUCUUCCUACUGUGAUUAUUAAUGUGAUAGAAAAGAGAAUGAGAAACUAUAUCUGGGGGUAUGUGGAAGAUAGGAAGAAGAUACAUGGUUUGAGUUGGAAUAAGCUUGCAGUUCCAAAACAGGAAGGUGGGCUGGGGUUGUGUAGAUUGCGAGAUAUUGAUAGGGCUGCUAAAUGUAGUCUUACAUGGGAUUUCUUGCUGUCAAAAGACAAACUUUGGGUGGCUUGGUAUAAGAGAUAUUAUUUGAGACAGUCCUCUUUUUGGAAUGUUACUCCUAAGGUGUCUUCUUCUUCAAUCUGGAAGAGUAUGGUGGCUAUUAAAGACAUUAUAAAACAGAAUUGUCGAUAUAGAAUAAGAAAUGGACAUAAGAUUAAAGUAUUUCUGGAUCCAUGGUGUGAGGGAAAAUGUCUUGGGGACUUGUUUAAUCGCAGAUUGCUGGGUUCUCUUAACAGGAAUAAGCAGAGUGUUUUGAGUGAUUUAAUUGUUGAUGGUCAAGACGAUGAAGAGCAGCUGAAUAAUACCUCACAAAAACUACAACAAGUAUUCCAUAAUCAAAGGAUUUUUGGGGGAGAAGACCAAUUAACAUGA
This is a messenger RNA of Cornus florida, 1527 nucleotides long. RefSeq lists its product as uncharacterized. Bases 1 to 1527 code for a protein of 508 amino acids. NCBI's taxonomy places the organism in Eukaryota, Viridiplantae, Streptophyta, Magnoliopsida, Cornales, Cornaceae. The record is from RefSeq and is a predicted model, not a curated record. The transcript is spliced from 4 exons.